GCUCUCAUCGUCAGACUGAAUCACUGUUACUCUCUUGUGAUCAAGACCAUCAAUAGUAAACCCUAACAAUGGCCGAUACUACCCCAGCAAAGAAAGUUAGCAAGGCUAAGAAGCCCGCGAAGAAGGCCGAACACCCUCCAUACUCAUAUAUGAUCAACGCUGCCAUCAAGGGUCUCAAGGAACGUGGUGGAUCUUCUCGUCAAGCAAUUUUGAAAUACAUUGUCGCUCAGUUUAAGGUUGGAGAUGAGAAGAAAGCUGCGUCUCGCCUCAAACUGGCACUCAAACGUCAAGUUAUUGCAGGCGUGCUGAAGCAAGUCAAGGGGAGUGGUGCUUCUGGUUCAUUCAGAAUCGCCAAGGACGAAAAACCCGCUGGAACAGGAGGCAAACGAGGACGCAAACCUGGCUCCAAGAAUAAGAAAGCUACCACCCCAAAGAAAGCCGCUGAGAAGAAGACGACCACUCCUAAGAAGAAGCCUGCCGCCAAGAAGCCCGCCGCUAAGAAGGCUGCUGGAACCCCCAAGAAGAAGGCUGUCAAGAAAUCUCCUAAGAAGGUUGCCAAGAAGCCCGCAGUGAAGAAGGCCAAGAAGUCCCCGAAGAAGGCCGCCAAGAAAUAGACUCGCACCGGUACACGAUUCACGACCUAUCCAUAUUUUGCACCUCUACUGAACACGGACUUGACGACGAUCUGAUAACUAAUUUUAGCAGCUAUGGCCUGCGCACGGCCUUAUCUUCUGUGAAGAAUAGCUGACAUAAGUGUUGUACCUGAUAGAAAUCUAUUUGUAUAUAUACAAUUUAAGAAUUCUUA
This is a messenger RNA of Hyalella azteca, 805 nucleotides long. RefSeq names its product histone H1.0. Bases 69 to 614 code for a protein of 181 amino acids. Gene Ontology annotation, molecular function: nucleosomal DNA binding; double-stranded DNA binding; structural constituent of chromatin. Gene Ontology annotation, cellular component: nucleus; nucleosome. The transcript has a single exon. NCBI's taxonomy places the organism in Eukaryota, Metazoa, Arthropoda, Malacostraca, Amphipoda, Hyalellidae. Gene Ontology annotation, biological process: nucleosome assembly; chromosome condensation; negative regulation of DNA recombination. The record is from RefSeq and is a predicted model, not a curated record.